UCCAAUAGCUAUAACUAGCACAGGCCAAGUUGAAGUGUUUUACUCUAGGGUGCUCUCCUCCUCCAUGAAGAAAAGAGUGGCUAUAAACUUUGUAGCAUUAUGGGUUGCAGCCAUCCUCUCCAUAGAACUUGCUUAACUGAGUGAGAGAGAGAGAGAGAGAGAGAGAGAGUUGGUGAGAUGGCUAUGAGCUUGCAAUUGCUGCUAGUGGUGGUGCUUUGCACCAUGGUAGUGGUUAGCAGAGGUGAUGAAGCGUUGGGAGCCUCUUUUGUAUUUGGGGACUCCCUUGUCGACUGCGGCAAUAAUAACUACCUUCCGACAUUGUCGAAGGCCGAUAUAAGGCCUAAUGGCAUCGACUUUGCAGCCUCCGGCGGGCAGCCCACCGGACGUUACACCAAUGGAAGGACUAUUGCUGACAUUGUUGGAGAGUUAUUAGGGCAGCAAAACUAUGCUCCACCGUUUUUAGCUCCAAAUACAACAGGAUCCGCCAUAUUGAAUGGAGUGAACUAUGCAUCUGGAGGUGGUGGAAUUAUGAACCAAACAGGGAAAAUAUUUGUUAAUAGGCUUGGAAUGGACAUUCAAAUUGAUUACUUCAACAUCACUCGACAACAACUCGAUCCAUUACUGGGCAAGGCAAAAGCAAAACAGUUCCUAGCAAAGAAGGCCAUCUUCUCGAUUACCGUAGGAUCGAAUGAUUUUCUUAACAAUUACCUCCUGCCUGUCCUCUCUGCAGGAGAAAGAUAUCUUCAGACACCAGAUGAAUUCAUUGAUGAUCUUAUCACCACCCUAAGAGGCCAACUUACAAGAUUAUACUCUCUUGAUGCUCGAAAAUUUGUAGUGGGGAAUGUUGGACCAAUAGGUUGCAUUCCUUAUCAGAAGACGAUCAAUCGAAUUAAACAGACAGAGUGUGUUAGCUUACCGAACCAAUUAGCAUUGCAAUACAAUGGCAGGUUAAGGGAUUUACUUGCUGAACUAAAUGAUAACCUCUCUGGAGCCAAAUUUGUCCUUGCAAAUGUGUAUGAUCUAGUUUUGGAACUCCUCACAAAUUAUGAAUCAUAUGGGUUCAAAACAGGAAGUGUUGCUUGUUGUGGCAAUGGAGGACAAUUUGCAGGUAUUGUUCCAUGUGGGCCAACCUCAAAUAUGUGUGAAGAACGUUCAAAGUAUGUGUUUUGGGAUCCAUAUCAUCCAAGUGAGGCAGCAAAUAUUAUACUUGCAAAGCAUCUUGUUGAUGGUGAUGAAAAGUACAUAUCUCCGAUGAAUCUUCGUCAGCUCUUAUCACUCUAGCAUGUUUUGUGGAAGUAUUACAUGUAACUGAUUGUGCUAGAGGCAUUUGGCAUUUCUUUUUGAAAAUCUGGAAUUUGUUAUUCUUGUAAUGUGAGAACCUUAAAGAUAUAUACUGUUAAACCAAGUUAAAAAAAGGAAUUUGGAGAGGAUGCUAAAAAAAUAAUAAUAAUAAUUUUU
Messenger RNA from Elaeis guineensis (African oil palm), 1458 nucleotides. Its product is annotated as GDSL esterase/lipase At2g23540. Gene Ontology annotation, molecular function: hydrolase activity, acting on ester bonds. Lineage: Eukaryota; Viridiplantae; Streptophyta; Magnoliopsida; Arecales; Arecaceae. The record is from RefSeq and is a predicted model, not a curated record.